Rhipicephalus sanguineus (brown dog tick) is the source of this 1112-nucleotide messenger RNA. RefSeq names its product NAD-dependent protein deacetylase sirtuin-2 (gene Sirt2). NCBI's taxonomy places the organism in Eukaryota, Metazoa, Arthropoda, Arachnida, Ixodida, Ixodidae. The transcript has 13 exons. The coding region runs from base 157 to 1017 and encodes 286 amino acids. The record is from RefSeq and is a predicted model, not a curated record. Gene Ontology annotation, molecular function: histone deacetylase activity, NAD-dependent; NAD+ binding.
GCUGUGACUUUGUUUGCAGUGAGCCACCUGAGCGACUUCCUGUACCAGAAACUUGGCUUGGGAAACGAUGAGGAGCCCGUGCACAUCCUCGACGAGCCCAGUAUAGACGGCAUUGUACGAUACAUCAAGAGUGGAAAAUGCAAAAACAUCAUUGCUAUGAUUGGAGCUGGCAUAUCUACAGCGGCGGGAAUCCCCGACUUCCGCAGCCCAAAUAGUGGCAUCUACUCAAAGUUGGGGAAGUUCAACCUACCAUCACCAGAGGCGAUCUUUGAAAUUGGAUACUUUCGGAGGAAUCCGGCACCCUUUUAUGCCCUGGCUCGCCAGCUCUUCCCAAAGGAUCUUAAGCCAACGCUGAGCCACUACUUCUUGCGGCUACUGCACCAGAAGGGCCUGCUGCUUCGUCUCUACACUCAGAACAUCGACUGCUUGGAGCGAUUGGCAGGUAUCCCAGCGGAGAGCAUCGUGGAAGCGCACGGCACCUUCCACACCUCUCACUGCUUGUCGUGCAACCGCGAGUACUCCCUUGAUUGGCUGCGAGAGCGAAUAGCUGCGGAACCUGUGCCCCUGUGUUUGGACUGCAACUCCCCUGUCAAGCCAGAUAUCGUGUUCUUUGGUGAAAGACUGCCCAGUCGGUUCUUCGACCUGUCGGAAGAGGACUUUGCCAGGUGUGACCUGCUGCUCAUCGUGGGCACUUCCUUGCAGGUGCAGCCAUUCGCUGGACUUGUGGACAAGGUGCACAACUCUAUUCCUCGGCUCUUGAUCAACUUGGAGAAAUGCGGACAGGACAGCCUGGUCAGCAAGAUCCUGGGACUUGGAUGUGGCCUUGACUUUGACUCGGAGGCAAACUUCAGAGAUGUGGCACUCAUCGGCACUUGCGACAAUGGCUGUCGGGAGAUGGCUGACCGACUGGGAUGGAAGGAUGACUUGAUGAAGCUGAUUGACCAGGCAGAAGCAACCAACUCUGAGGAAACAGCAUCCCAAGAGAAAUGCCAGCAUGUAGAGGCGCCGAAGAAGUGAUGAGAGCAAGUGAUGGACAACCGCGCCUAACUUUCAAGUGCUUGUGGAUGUGCAGGAGUAACGGCCAUUUGUCAUAAAGGUUGCUUUGUUGUUCA